Nicotiana tabacum (common tobacco) is the source of this 797-nucleotide messenger RNA. RefSeq lists its product as uncharacterized. NCBI's taxonomy places the organism in Eukaryota, Viridiplantae, Streptophyta, Magnoliopsida, Solanales, Solanaceae. The record is from RefSeq and is a predicted model, not a curated record.
GAAAUUGCAACGUAUUACCAAGUCUUGAGGAAACAAGAAAAUCAUUAUCUUUUAUUCCGUUACUUAUCUCUCUAUUUAUUUCCCUUUCCUUUAGCAAAUUAAAUUCAAUCAUCUUUAAAUAAAUUAUCAAGGAGAAGAAAUAUAAUGGGGUUGAAAGAGAAGAAUGGUGGUAACAAAAUGAAUAAUGUUCAGACGUGGGUUAUUAUGGAAACCAAAAAUAGUAUUUCUGAUGAUUUUUCCCUUCAGUCAAAUUCGUUGGAAUUUUCUUCUUCUUCUUCUACUUCUUCGUUUGAGCUAGAUGAUGAUGCUUCGUCUCAUGGACCUUUGUAUGAGUUGUCUGAAUUAAUGGAUCAAUUACCUAUCAAGAGAGGAUUAUCAAAAUAUUAUCAAGGGAAUAGUCGAUCUUUUGGAUGUUUAGCAAGUGUGAAGAGCCUAGAGGAUCUUGCAAAGAAAGGGAAUUCUUAUAACCAGAGAAUGAAAUCAUUUAAGAGUUUUGGAGCAAAUGGCAAAAGAUCAUCAUUUCGUCCAAAAGCUACCAUUAAAAAGAAGUCCUACUCUUCAAAGAGACCUAUUUUAUCAAAUGCUCUUCAUGUGGCUAAUUGCACAUCUCCCAUUUCUUUGGAAAAGAAUUUUUAAUUUAUUAAAUUCUUAGAAAGCUUGUAGUAAAUCUUUUUUUUUUUAAGCUAGCAACAUGUGAAAUUGCAAAAGGAAAAUGGUUGACAUUUUCAGUAGAAAGAGAAACAAAUUUUGAGCAGAAAUGUUUGUUGAUUGCUGAGGGGUAUUAUUUAUUACUUUUA